UUGUCCUUGUGUAUGUUGAUCAUAACCUAUGUAGGUUUACAAAACACAUUUUAUAUUUCUGGUUUAUAUACUGUACAAGUUUUCAAUUGGUCAAAACUGUGACUUUUUUAAAUGGUAAAAAUAUGGUCGUGAUUUUAAACGAAAGUCUUCAAAUAAUAGAUAAUCCAAUGGAGGAAAAUAUAGUUGUCCGAAAUAGGGGAGGCGGCUGCAUUGUUGCAAAUCCACCUUUAUUUUCAACAGACGGAAAAUAUAUUUACAUAGUUUGUGGCUGCUCUAUAAGUGCAUACAGUAUUCUAACUGGAGAGCAUACUCAUGAUUUUGUUUCUGAAAGCAAAGAAGAAUUUGUCUAUGCCACAACGUACAUGCAUUAUUUAUUGGGAGCAACUGCCAAGGGGAAUUUGACCAUUUGGAGCAAGGAUGUAUCUGUUAAACAUGUGAAACUCACUCUGCCAGAAAACACAGCGUUGGUGCAGAUACACGCUGUUGCUAGUCCAUGGAGGAACACAGACUAUAGUCUGGUUGUUGCUGUCAAACAACAUGACAAGAGAGACCUUCAGCUGUAUCACUACUCGGCCACAGGACAGUACCUGACCAAUCUGUAUGCCAGGAUCGAGAAUAAACCUCAUACUAUGUCAGUUUGCGAUGAGUUUGUGGCAAUAAUAAAAAAACAGAGACUUACGGUUAUUCCACUUCAGGGCAAUCAAGAGAAAAACAGUAUGUUGGCGGGGGGUGGCAGGCUGUGGACAGCUGUAGCGUGCCCCGCCAGUGGUGGUGGAGUGGCAGCGGGGGAUGAUACUGGUCGUAUCCUCUACUGGCCACAAGCUCUUUCCAGUAAUGCUAGAGGUGUUUUCCAUUGGCAUACACUGCCUGUACACACCAUCACAUUCUCUCCAUCAGGUAGUUACAUGUACAGUGGUGGAGGGGAGGGGGUGAUGGUGAGGUGGAAUGUGGAAGCUCCGAAUGUUCGACACUUCCUGCCACGACUACCAGCACCGAUUGUCCAUCUUGUAGUGUCAGAAGACAAUCAGUACGUCGCCGUCGCCACACAAGACAAUGGUAUCCAAGUGGUCGAUGCCCAGAACAAAGUGUCCUGUGUGAUCCAGAGACUAACCUGGGGUGUCACUCCUGUCCCGGGCCUCAGCCAGGUUGGGAUGUUCCCAGCCGGGCUGGUCUGGGACUCUCGCUCCCGCAGUAUGGUGCUCAACGGCCGUCCCGGGCAUCUACAGUUCUUCAGCACUGACGAUGAUAAACUCUUGUACAACCUGGACAUCGUCGGACAGAACUACUUGUCACAAGAGAGGACUAAGGAGAUUAUCAACACCGAGGUGACCAGAGUGGCCGUCUCCUACGAUGGCAACUGGCUGGUUACCGUGGAGACGCAAGACGAUCAACACGCCUGCUGUGACACUCAACUCAAGUUCUGGCAGUACAAGUUCAAUGCCAGGCAGUUCAGUCUCAACACCUGUGUACAGCAGCCCCAUGAGAGAGCCGUUACAGCAGUCAAGUUCCAGCCGCAGGUGGCCAGUGACACGUACCAGCUGGUUACUGCGGGUCAAGACGGCAAGUUUAGACUGUGGCAACCCUCCGUCACAGAGUCCAUACACAGCGAGGGACUGAGGUGGGUGUGUGACAGUGUAGGUCACUACCACUGCCUAGUGCCCGAGUGUGUAGGGUUCUCAGCAGACGGCUCUGUGCUGGGAGUUACCUUCGGUCCAAGUCUCACUCUCUGGGACUCUGAGCUGUGUCAACUCAAUACCUCACUCACCAGGGACAAGCGAACACUCAGAGCAGUUGAGUUUGGUUCUCACGAGUGUUGCCACCUGGUGGUGACUGCUAGCGAUGCAGAGAUGCAUGUUUGGAGUGUUCUGUCCCUCACCAUUGUCUGGGUCGUCAGAAUCAAGUUCUCGCUGCUGUGUGCUGACCCCCUCUCUUCCUAUAUGGCAGUGAUCACAACCGACAAUGCUGUGUUUGUGUUUGCUCCGUCGAGCUCUACACCAGUGUAUGAAAGACGAGAGGUUUGUCGCCCUGACACCAGUGUGUUGGCAGCCAUGUUUGUUCCUCGACCACACAAGCUGCUAGACACUGCUGCUGCCUGGUGUUCUAAUUCCCAACUGCACUUCAUUGAUUCUAACCAGGAAUUGCAGUUUCUAGAGCUGGAGAGUGAACCGCAGCGAGGCCCUGUGAGACGACCCGUCCCCUCUGCCGCUGUCACACCCUUCACUGUACUGACGGCUCAGCAGACGACAAACACGACAGAGCGACAACAACCCUUGUCCCACAUACAGCUGGGCACAGCCGGGGACCAGGCCGUCAGAAAGUUGCUCACCAGUCCAGCCAACACGAUGCCUCAUAUACAUCUCUUCUGCAAAUCGUUCCUCAAGUCACUUGCAGUAACAAGAAAAAAUGAAGAUGCCAAGUCCAAAGAAGAACCUGAGUUGGAGAUCAAAAUGGAGGUUGAUGAAGACAGUGACAAUGAAGAUGGUUUAGUUAAGAAAAGUGCAGAUUCAAACAAUGGACGGGACAGUCAAAAUGGGCAAGACCUAACAAUGAUAUCUUCCAUGAAGAAAAAGCCAAGAAGAAAAGAACCCAGGGACAAGAGAAAGGAAAACAGUUUUUCUAUGGAUGAUCUUGAUACGGAUUGGUUUAGUGUAAUAGAAACAAGUUAGGUAUAAAAUAUAAAGUUUAUAAUUUUGUUA
Macrosteles quadrilineatus (aster leafhopper) is the source of this 2696-nucleotide messenger RNA. Its product is annotated as WD repeat-containing protein 75-like. The coding region runs from base 123 to 2666 and encodes 847 amino acids. Gene Ontology annotation, biological process: positive regulation of rRNA processing; positive regulation of transcription by RNA polymerase I. Gene Ontology annotation, molecular function: RNA binding; protein binding. The record is from RefSeq and is a predicted model, not a curated record. Gene Ontology annotation, cellular component: nucleolus. Lineage: Eukaryota; Metazoa; Arthropoda; Insecta; Hemiptera; Cicadellidae. The transcript is spliced from 15 exons.